Molecule: messenger RNA, 1679 nt
Organism: Nelumbo nucifera (sacred lotus)
Lineage: Eukaryota; Viridiplantae; Streptophyta; Magnoliopsida; Proteales; Nelumbonaceae
Product: PI-PLC X domain-containing protein At5g67130-like
Biological process (GO): lipid metabolic process
Molecular function (GO): phosphoric diester hydrolase activity
Source: RefSeq, a predicted model, not a curated record
UCGUUGUAUUGCAAAAGGGAUAGGAAAGCCGAGAUCGCUUUCAUGUAGGGUGAGGAGGGAAGAGGAGAGCCGACAGCACAAACUGACAACCAGCCUUACCAAAAAAAAAGCGACAAAACCAGACGGAGAGAGAGGGAAGGAGAAGAAGAAGAAAACAAAGUUAGCAGGAGAGAGGUUCAUAUCAACUGCUACUUCCUCUCUCUCUCUCUCUCUCUCUCUCUUUCUCUCCCUCUCCCCCCUGCACAUCGGCGAAAAGAUAGAGAUGAAGAGCAAAAGCUUCCUCCCAGAUCUCUCAAUUGCGGCUUUGUUUGUGGUUGCUCAUAUCUUCGUCUCUUCUUGCGCGCUGAAGCAAGGACAAAUCUGUGUUGAUGACAUAAACUGUGAUGCCGGAUUACAUUGCCAAAGGUGCGGGACAAACAGCAACGCCCAGUCGAGAUGUGCUCGAAACCAACCGUUCAACCCGACAUCGAAGGUGAAAGGGCUGCCAUUCAAUCGAUAUUCAUGGCUAACGACGCACAACUCGUUUUCUCUCUUGGGAGCCAAGCCGGCCAUAGGAUCAACUCUUUUGGCACCCCGAAACCAGGAAGAUUCCAUUACAAGUCAGUUCAACAAUGGAGUUAGGGGAUUGAUGCUUGAUAUGUACGACUUCGAAAACGACAUCUGGUUGUGUCAUUCCUUUGGUGGAAAAUGUUAUAACGUCACUGCAUUUCAACCUGCUAUUAACGUGUUGAAAGAGGUUCAAGUUUUUCUCGAAGCAAAUCCUACUGAAAUUGUCACCAUCUUCAUUGAAGACUAUGUCUCAUCACCACAAGGACUGACCAAGGUUUUCAAUGCUGCCGGCCUUAGGAAAUAUUGGUUUCCAGUGUCUAGAAUGCCCAAGAAUGGUGCAGACUGGCCCACGGUUGACGACAUGGUCCAACAGAAUCAGCGUUUGGUGGUCUUCACCUCUAAAUCAAAUAAGGAAGCCUCUGAGGGGAUCGCGUAUGAAUGGGCAUACAUUGUAGAGAAUCAAUAUGGCAGUGUUGGAUUGGAAGCGGGUACUUGUACGAACCGUGAAGAAUCAUCUCCCAUGAAUGCAAAGACGAGAUCACUUGUCCUGCAGAACAAUUUCCCUGAUAACCCAAACUCGGACCAAGCUUGUGCAUAUAAUUCAAAAACUCUUAUUGGCAUGAUGAACUCUUGUUAUGAAGCGGCUGGAAAAAGAUGGCCAAAUUUUAUUGCUGUUGAUUUCUACAAGAGGAGUGAUGGAGGAGGAACUCCAGAAGCUCUAGAUAUAGCAAAUGGUCAUCUAACGUGUGGGUGUGCCAAUAUAGCCUACUGCAAGGCCAAUGCGACUUUUGGAACGUGCGAUAUCCCUGUUGCCAGUCCCGCGUCUGCCCCUACAGCUGCAGCGGCCACCGAUUUUAGUGUUGCUUCCUCAACUACAUCGUUCCAUUUGCAAUGGUUGUUUUCGACUCUUUCGCUGGUUGUUUUCUUGUCACAACGAGUAUAGGCUUUACUUCGCAUUAAUUUUAUCAAAAUGGCGUGAAGGGCAUGUGCCAUGCACGUGUAUACAUAAAACAAAAUAAAAUGAAACAACAAAAAAUUUUAUUUGUGUAACCAUUAUUUGUAAUAUUCACAUUAAGCCACCACACGGCAUGUCUCAUGAUGACCCCUAAUAAACAGUUUAUUACAAAUAA